Messenger RNA from Leptosia nina, 6909 nucleotides. NCBI's taxonomy places the organism in Eukaryota, Metazoa, Arthropoda, Insecta, Lepidoptera, Pieridae. The record is from the annotation of a GenBank genome assembly.
AUGUUUUUUCAGAUCGAAAAUACACCUGAGCGGAUUAGAAAAGAACGCAAACCCAAAACCGUUCUUCAAACAUCACCGAAAGAUGAAAUUCCACGUCUUACAUUAGCUCCAUUUUCAAGACCACCUAAAGUUAUUUUUGAGAAUGUUGUCGUUGGUACAUCGUGUGAAAAAUAUUUGGAACUGUUUAAUCCCUCCAAAGAAAUACAAGAGAUCACAUUAAAAGCCACACUACCUGGUCUUUAUGUUGAUUUGCCUCAGGGCUGUGUUGCUUUGGAUCCACAAUCAUGCUACUGUAUAACCCUGGUUUGGACACCAUUGGAAGUAAUUGCUCUUCGAGAGACAUUAAGGUUUACAAAUGAGAAAAGAGGCAGAUUCGAUGUUAUUGUUGUCCUUAAAUCGAUUUUGCCUGGAAAAAACAAAAUAAAGGGCUUCAAGACUUCCCCUGGUAGAAUCAAGAAAAAGACAUUAAAAAAAUCACCAGGAAAUAUAUCAAAGAAGAAAGUUAAAGUUUUUAAUACAACAAAUGAAGUUACAAAAGUAAAAAUUGUGCAGUCAACCAAGCUGUCAAGUCAAUGCAAUAUCACUGCAUAUAAAAGCCCAGAGAAUCCUUUUGAAGCAAAUUAUGACAGUAAUUUUACUUUCAACAGUUCUGAGGUUUUUGCAAAUAGAAUCAAACCUGAUAAUGACUUCUACCUUCAUAGGACAUAUGAUAAAGCCACCUUGAACAACUUGGAAGCCUCUACAUGCAUGCUGAAGGAGUCAAACAGACAGAAUACUUCGGCAACUGACUUGUUUGAUAAUUUAACUUUUACACCAUUAAAAAGUGUUCAGAGUAAAACUGAGAAAUUAGAAAAGGGUCCUAACAUAGUAUUUAGCAUUAACUCAGACAGCAACUAUGACAGUUUAGAGACUAGUGACUCAAAUAAAGAAAAUGAGACUCAUUCAAUCAUGUGCAUAACAUCAACACAUACCAAUGAAAAUAGAUGGUUGACUGUGGAUAACUAUACAAGGCUUAACCAAUACAUAGAAAAUGAAACACCAAAAAUGAUAGCCAAGAAAGUACCUCAAACAUCAUCUCCGAAGGAUUUAAACAGUCCCAACUUCUCCAUUAAUACAGACUACUCACGCAUAAGCGACUUGUCGUUCUUCCCUCAAAGAUUUUCGACAGAAAGAAAACCACUAUCAAAACUCAAUUAUGAAAUCUCUGAAGAUGAUCAGAAUAUUAAGAUAAUUACAGAUACAUAUAUAAAGGAGUCUCCGCUCGAAAAUCAUAUAAAUCAAGUAGAAGCUCGCCAGCCAUUUUCAAACAAGGAGCCGCGCUUUUGUAAACAAGCUUUAUUCAAAGAGCAGGAGAACAGGAACAACUUUGAACGGAAUCAUUAUCGUCUAGAUCACAACUUGUGGCAACAUGAUGUUAAAUCAGAAAAUAGAUCUCCACCAAGAUCAAUUACUCCUCCUCUACAAUCUAUUCCAGAAGAAAGUAUUCAUCUAUCUGAUACACAAACGUUUGACAAAAGUACUCGAGACACAGAAACAUUUUCAAUAAAUCGGACAUACAAUAAGAAUGACAAGUCAAUAAUGAAGCAGAGUUUAUGGUCCAAAAAGGCAGUAGUUAAAUCUAAAGGCCCUCCAUCGAUCAGAGAAUCUUUUUGUACUACAAAUCAUACUUUUGUAUCCAACAAAAGUGUCCAAAAUAUUUCUCUAGGUUACAUACCUAACGCUUAUUCUCAAUCUCUUAUUAUUAAUCCUUUCUCAUCUUGCACCCAGUUCUAUGAUGAAGCUCUCAUUAAAAAAUUCGAAAAAGAAUUCAAACGUUGGCUUAAUUAUAUAUUGACACCUCCCGAUCUCGAGAGUAACAUUGAACAAAAAAUUGACAUUGGCAAGGUGUGGAUUGAGAGCAGGAAUACUGAAGUGCCAACAGCUCCUACAAAAGAGAAAGUUUGUAGUUCUUAUCAUAACAGCAGUCGCUUGGAAAGCCUCAGGAAAUCCGCUAGAACAUUACUAAAAUCCCCAGAGAUGUGUGAAGUGCUUAGAAAAUUAAAUGCACAAAUUGACAAGAAAUUAAUUUGCAUCAGAGACGACAGGAACUUGCACCUCGAUGUUGGUCUUCAAAAGACGAUUAUGGAAAUCAUACUGUCAUAUAACCCUCUUUGGCUUCGAUUGGGUUUAGAAGUUAUUUAUAAUUUAGUACUACCUUUGAAAUCCAAUAGUGAUAUUGAAGGAAUAACCACAUUCAUAGUUCAGAGGAUGUUUAAAAAUCCAUUCUUGAAGAACAAAAACGCUAAAUCUACAGCAGCACCAAACAUUUUGCUUCCCGCUUACAUAGAGGCGAUAAAAAAAUUCACCUUAAAGAAGUUUUUCUCAUUGGUUUACUUCUUAGACCAAGCUAAGCAAAAAAAGAUAAUUUCGCACGAUCCUUGCUUGUUUUGCCGAAAUGCAGUAUGUAAAGAAAGCAGACAGAUUUUGAUUAGAUUUACAAGGGAACUUAUAGCUGGAAUAGGCGAUAUUACAAGACAUUUGCGGCCCACCGGCUAUGUCGUUGUACACAAGCAGACCUAUAUCGACGAAUACAAGUAUGGUGUAAACGAUAUAGCCAUCGAUCUCAGAGACGGGGUCCGUUUGACAAAAGUCUCCGAAAUUAUUUUGCUGAAGGAUAAUUUGAUAAAACAGUUACGCGCUCCGGCGAUAUCGCGACUUCAGAAGAUACAUAACGUGGAAGUAGCAUUGAAAGCUCUAAGGGGAGAAAACUUCGAGAUCGAAGGUGAAAUAACUGCAACCGACAUCGCAGACGGUCACCGAGAGAAAACUUUGUCUCUACUAUGGCAAUUGAUUCACGUGUUUCGUGCUCCGCUAUUCCAGAAAGCCGCUAACGUGAUACAGAUCUGGUGGCGUAAGAAAUACGACGUCAUUCUCGAGAAGCGUAUGAUAGAAGAGAAAGAGUUAAGAAGGAAGCACACCGCAGCAGGUAUUAUUCAAUUCUGGUGGAGGCAAAUACAGAAUAAGCGUAGAUAUGAAAAGAGAUUGUACGAGGUCACCCGAGCGACGAUAACUUUGCAAAAGUUCUGUCGCAUGUGGCUUUGUAAAACGCGUCUUCGUCGUUACAAACAGAGCGUAUUAGUAAUAGAAACGUGGUACAGAAGUAUGAAAUUAAUGCAAGCAGCAAAACAGAUAUUGCGAGAGAAAAAAGAAGAGCGGAAACUUAAAUCUGCGAUAAUCAUUCAGACAUGUUUUCGGCGAUGGAUUUGCUUGAAAAGGUAUCGAAGUAUCGUCAACGGUGUCGUAAAAAUUCAAACGGCGUUUAGGCGUUAUUCAGCCAGAAAACGAUAUAUUCAACUACGAAACUACGCAAUUGUAAUUCAAAGUAGGUUCAGAAAUGUUCUGUUGACUAGAAAACUGCUAAAGCGUUAUGCAGAACUUAAAAAAGCAACUAUUAUUAUACAAAGACAAUAUAGAGCGCAAGUUGCAAUGAAGCAGUCUAGGAAAAAUUACACUGAGCUAAGGAACGCAGUAAUCGCGAUACAGAAUCGUUACAGAGCCCAAAAACUCAUGAAAAUCGAAAGGACUAGAUUUGAGCUAUUGAAACAUUCAUGUGUAACCAUUCAAAGGCAUUUACGCGCAUAUCGUUUAGGCAAAGAAACGCGGAGUGCCUUCCUAACUAAGCGACAUGCGGCUAUCCUAAUCCAAAACUGGUAUAGAUCUCAAAAGGCCAGAAUAUCAUUUAAACGCCUGAAACAAGCUGUAAUAAUAGUACAGCGUCGGUAUAGAGCUCAAAUACUCAUGAAAUCUGAAAGAUCAAAGUACAAUAUUUUAAAACACUCUUGCACUGUUAUUCAAACGUACUUCAGGGCGUAUCGUCUAGGUAAAGCAACAAGGAAAGUGUUCUUGGAACAAAGAACUGCUGUAAUCAAAAUCCAGAACUGGUACAGGACACAACAUAUUAGAAGUGAAUACAAAGAGCUAAAAGAAGCUGUUAUAACCAUUCAACGUCGUUAUAGGGCGCAAAGAAAAAUGCACGAAGAGAGAUCGAAAUACUUGCUAUUAAAGAAGUCGUGUGUAGCAAUUCAACGGUUUUACAGAGCAUACCAGUUAGGUAAGGAGAUUCGAACGCAGUAUUUGAAACAAACUAAUGCAGUAUUAAAAAUACAAGACUGGUAUAGAAGUAGCAAAAUGAGCCAAAAGGCAAGACACGCCUUUUUAUGCCUCAAACAGGCAGUUAUAAAGAUUCAGCAUCGGUUUAGAGCGUACAGGCAAAUGUCUAUAGAGAGGACCAAAUUUGAACUCGUAAAGCGAUCUUGUCUAACUAUUCAAAGGUACUUUCGGGCAUUUAAAUUACGCGUCCAAGUACGGUCUAUAUAUCUGGAGAAGAGAAAUGCAGCCAUGAAGAUACAAGCUUGGUAUAGGAGUUGUAAAAACGGGCAGCGAAUAAAGCAAGAAUACAAUUGUACAAAGCGUGCGAUAAUAUUGAUCCAGCGUCGCUAUCGGGCACAGAAGAAAAUGCAAUUGGAGAGGGCAAGAUUUGAGUCACUCAAGUCGUCGUGUAUUACUAUUCAAAGAUAUUACCGCGCGUACAGAUUGGGUAAGGAGACACAAAAAUGGUAUAUGCGGCAAAGAAGUGCCGCUGUUAAAAUUCAAAAGUGGUAUAGAAAUUGCAAGAAAGGACAAAUAGCUUUAUGGGAGUACCAGAAAACCAAAAAAGCUUGUAUCACUAUCCAAAAAAUUUACCGCAGCUACUUAAUUACAAAGCGACAACGGAAAGAAUACUUAAGAAUUAAAAUGGCCACCGUUUGCGUUCAAAAAUAUUAUCGGUGUUAUAAACAAGCUAAAAUCAUUAGGCAAUGUUAUGUAGAAUUGAAAACUACCGUCAUAUAUGUGCAACGGAAAUUUAGAGCGCUCCAAGCUAUGAAAAAAGCUAGGAAUCAAUAUUUGUUAGAAAAGAAAUCUGCUAGCACAAUACAAAGACGCUUCAGGGCUUUACGUUCCAUGCGGAUCCUGAGGAAAGAAUAUUUAUUGAAACGAACGGCUGCGAUAGUAAUACAACAGAAGUUCCGAGCCUAUUGCCUAAUGAGACAGCAGAGAAAACAGUUCUUAAUAGCUAAAAUAGCCUGUAUACGAAUUCAGAGGUUUUACCGAGCGGUUGUAACAGGACGGCGUGAAAGACAAAAAUAUUUGACUGUUAAAAAUGCUGCUAUCACAAUGCAAACGAGAUUCAGAGCAUUGAUGCAAAUGAGGAGAGAAAGAACAGCAUUUAUAGCUAAAAGAAAAGCAGCCAUCAUAGUUCAAGAACGAUACAGAGCUCACAAAUUGAUGAUCCAACAAAAAUGUGUGUACAAGACCACGCUUGAAGCCUGCGUUUUGAUUCAGAGAAAGUAUAGGGCUUACAUCCUCGCUAAAAAAGAAAGAGCAAAGUAUUUAAAGCUAAAAUAUACUAUAGCAGCUUUACAAAAGUGGUACAGAUCCGUACUUGAAACGAGAAAGAGACGGCAGGAGUAUUUGAUCUUGCGAGAAAAAGUUAUCGUGUUACAAUCAUUUUUCCGAAUGGCCAUCAUUCGGAAGCAGUACCAUGAAAGACGUGAGGCGAUAUUAAAAAUACAGCGUCAUUACAGACUGUUUUUGUCGAUGAAAACGCAAAGGUCACGUUUCCUUGAAAUGAAGAGCAGCAUUACAAAGAUACAGGCUCAAGUGCGCGGUUUUCUUCAAAAGAGGAAAUUCCAACAGAUUAAAGCUGCAGUGGUACUAAUUCAGUGUGCCUACCGUCUAAAGCAAACUAGACAAUUGAUACUUCAAAAUAAAAGAGGAAAGGCUGCUUUGUGCAUACAGAAAAACACACGGAGAUAUCUUGCCCAGAUAAAAUAUGAGAGAUGCAGGCAAAAGAUCAUAUUCAUUCAAAGGUGGUGGAAAGCAUUACUUCUGACAAAACAAAUGCGUAAUGACUAUUUGCGCAAGAGAGACGCAAUAACGAAAAUACAGGCGUUAUCAAGGGGGUAUUUAGUUAGGAAGCAAGUGGAAAGCAAGAAAGAGAAUUUAAAGAAGGAAAGAGAAGAGAGGAGACGUAAUUGGGCAGCGGCUAGGAUUCAGGCGUUCUUCCGCGGUGUUAAAGUACGCAAAGCCAGCAACAAAUACGUUACCGCUUUACGUAAACGAUGGCGGGAGGGAAAGCUUGUAUCUACACAGAGGACACUAGCGGAAAGGGCGGAAGAAGCUUUGUAUAUCUUAAAUAGUAAUAUGGACAUUCCGGCUGUUCUCGACGCGUUUACUGUUCUUGAACAAACCACAGUUCUGUGGCCACAGAAAUAUGCUGUUAAAGCUGGUCUAUUGGUUCACAAUGUGUUCGGCUUUAUGGCUGCCACGAAUCGUUCGUUAUCAAGCAUUGAAGUUCUCACUAGAGGAGCUACCUUCCUUGUUAAUAUGACUAGGUACCAUAUAACUGGGCCAAAGUUGUAUCAGAGAGAUCGCGUUUCCGCUGUUCUGAAGUACAUGUGGCGCUUUAGUACAACGGAACCGAACUUGUUCUGUCGACUGGCGACUUAUCUGUGGCUUUUCGCAAAAUACGAAAAUACCAAAAAGGACCUAAAGGAGUUUCUAAAUGAACCAGACAAUCAUAAAAUGCUAUUAGCAAUAAAGAACAACAUAGGAAGGAUGAAGAAGAUGGCAUCUAACUCUAUGAAAUACAAGCUCAGUACAUCACAACCAUCGCGGAAAAUGUCUCUACCCUCACGUAACACAGAUAGGUCGAGCCUCAACAUAAGUGUCUGUAGUAAUGUGAGUAUGUCGUGUAGUGUUCGUAACAAGAAUGCAAUCACUCUACCCUUGCUGGAACCUGAUUAUGGGAUUGAUAGACCGGGGACAUUAAGAUACUUUGAGGACCCUCAACAAGCUAUAGAUUGCUUAUUUGUGACAUAUGAUCUAUAG